Cinclus cinclus is the source of this 1334-nucleotide messenger RNA. RefSeq names its product RERG like (gene RERGL). The record is from RefSeq and is a predicted model, not a curated record. The transcript is spliced from 5 exons. The coding region runs from base 16 to 633 and encodes 205 amino acids. NCBI's taxonomy places the organism in Eukaryota, Metazoa, Chordata, Aves, Passeriformes, Cinclidae. Gene Ontology annotation, molecular function: GTPase activity; GTP binding.
GAGCGGAGCGGAGCAAUGACCGAGGUGAAGGUGGCCGUGCUGGGCGGCAGCGGGGCCGGCAAGUCGGCGCUCGCCGUGCGGUUCCUGACACGGCGCUUCAUCGGAGAGUACGCGUCCAGCGCCGAAUGCAUCUACACUAAACACUUGUGCCUGGAUGGGAGGCAGAUACACCUGGAAAUUUAUGACCCUUGUUCACAGCCCCAGCAGGGGAAGCUCUCCCUCACAGAUGAGCUCCACUGGGCUGAUGGAUUUAUCAUUGUUUACGACAUCAGUGACCGAGCAUCCUUUGCCUUUGCAAAAGCACUGCUGUACAGGAUCCGAGAGUCUCACAUAGCAGUCUGCAAAAAAAUGGUGGAGUCAUCGAUAUUUUUGGUUGGCAAUAAGCAGGAUUUGUGCCACAUGAGGGAAGUUGGCUGGGAUGAAGGACAGAAGCUGGCAAUAGAUAACAAGUGCCAAUUCUGUGAACUGUCUGCAGCAGAGCAUUAUCAGGAAGUUGUGGCAAUGUUCACUAAAGUCCUGAGGAACAUCAUUUCCAAUUUCAAAGUGAAGGAAAAGAGACGACCAAGUGGUUCCACGGUCCAUGGCCAAGUUAAUCAACAACGUGUGUUUGGAAAGAGAAGGAAAUCUGUGUAAGGGAUGGUCAGGCUUGAGGCUGGAACAAGCUGAAAUAAUGGAGCAGAUUCACUGAAUUUCCUCCCAAGGUCAAUAUCCGGAGGAGUAAGAGUAGAAACCAAAGGUGGGAGAUAGUAUGGUCUAGAUGUAGAAGACCUGACCUUCUCUUUCAAGCUCUGUUACAGAUUUUCUGUUUAGGGCUGUGCCAUUUAAACUGUAAGCUGCUCCAGAGGAGAGGUUUAUUCUGCACUUAUUCAACACCAACAUGGUCUUGGUAGAGCUUCUAGGUGCAACUGAAGUAUAAACAGUUAUCUCACUGAUUUAUUUAUAUUGGAAAAGACCCUUAAGAUCAUCAGAUCCAGCCAUUAACCAAGCACUACCAAGUCUGCACUAAACCAUGUCCCUAAGUGCCAUAGAAUAUCCAGUAACUCAGCCUUGCUGAUCAAAAUAUUAAUUCAGAAUUCUGAGUAGUUUUUUUUUUUUGUUUGUUUGUUUGGGGUUUUUUUUGUGUGCAAGAACACUUUGCACUAAAGAAAAGCAAAAUACUGCGUCUUCAUGUGGUAAUGUAUUUGUAUUUAAGUCAGGUCCUUGUGUGCCUUACACUUGCUGAAAUUCAUAUGAAUUAAAUGAUUAGACACCAAAUCUACAGAAGGUAUUUACCUGCAAAGCUGUCUUGCAGAGGAACCAGAAGUAGGGAACAGAUACAUAAAGCAGAAUUGUCU